CGUAACACUUAUACCUGUACUUCCGGUCAAAAAUUUACUUGAGUAACUGUUUCUUAACUUAGUCUUAUGUAGCGAGUUUUACACUUUGUUGAAGUUAAUGCCUCGUAAGAAACCAUUCAGUUCAAAGCAGAAAAAGCUCCAAUUACAAGAAAGGCGUAGGCGAAAGAAAAACGAUGAUGAUGAUGACAGCGAUGACUGCGAAGUAUCUCACGUGGACAACAAAGAAAGGCUAGAGGUCAACAAACAGCCUGUCAAUAUCUUGAACGAGAAAUAUGAUCCCAACAGAUACCGACUUCAUUUCUUCAAAGAAAGUAGAGAUGAAGUCAAUGAAAGAAAGCGGAGGGCAAGGACGGAACCAAUCAAAGCCAAGAAACAGACAGAUCUGGAGGUAGAUUUUGAGACUGUGUAUAGACUGGGCUCUGUACUAGAUAUCCCAAAGAGGCCACCAUGGGAUUACUACUUAUCCAAACAGCAACUGGAGACCAGGGAGGAAAAGUAUUUCCAGAUCUACGUGGCUGAGAUUAUGAAGGAACACACUGCACAGGAGCUGAGUUAUUUCGAGAUGAACUUGGAGACGUGGCGACAGUUAUGGAGAGUACUGGAGAUCUCAGACGUUCUGCUUCUAAUUUUGGACGUCCGAACCCCGGUUUUGCAUUUCUCUCCAGCGUUAUACAAUCAUGUGACAAAAAGUCUGAAGAAAUCUAUGAUACUGGUGAUCAACAAGAUAGACCUGGCACCAAGGGCCUUAACUGUGGCCUGGAAACACUAUUUAUUGUCCAAAUUUCCUGAUCUCAAAAUUGUGCUAUUUAGCUCUAACCCUUCAGAAUCAAUCAAAGGUGGUGAACUUCAACAACAAAGACGAGCUUUUAAAAGGGGAAAAAUUAAUCGGUAUACAGAGUCUGUUGGACCAAUGGAACUACUAAAAGUUUGUCAAGAAAUUGUUGGAAAUAAAGUUGACUUGUCGAGCUGGGAGGAGAAAAUUCAUGCAGACGCAAAUGAUGACGAGAAUGCUGUGGGUGAAUCCCUCUCGACAGAGGAAAUGGGGGGGCAUGACAUGUUUAAGGAUGGUGUACUAACCAUCGGCUGUGUGGGAUACCCAAAUGUCGGAAAGUCUUCACUUUUGAAUGGAUUGGUGGGGAAGAAGGUAGUGAGCGUUUCUAAGACCCCAGGCCACACCAAACAUUUGCAGACAAUCUUCCUGACUCCCACGGUUAAACUUUGUGACUGUCCGGGUCUGGUCUUUCCAUCUAUUGUGGACAAAUCAUUACAGAUUAUUGCUGGAAUUUUUCCAAUUGCUCAAGUGAGAGAUCCUUAUUCUGUGGUUGGCUUUUUGGGAGAAACAAUUAAUUUACAAAAGCUGCUGAACCUGAGACAUCCAGAUCUUGCUGAAGGAGAUGAAUGGACAGCCUAUGAUAUAUGUGAAGCAUGGGCCAUCAAGAAGGGGUUUCUCACUGCCAAGGCAGCUCGGCCUGACAUUUACAGGGCUGCCAAUUAUCUGCUGCGGAUGACCCUUGUCGGUAGAAUCUGUCUGUGUUUGAGGCCCCCAGGGUACACUGCUGAUGAAGAUUUAUGGAUCCACCACCAAGAGACUAAACUAUUGUCUGAGGAGCUACAUAGAUUUGAGGCCAGAGAAGAGGGUGACCAGGGGAGAGAGAGUGAAGGGGAGAGCACAGAUGAUGAACUACAGCAGGCAGAAGUUUUACAGAAGGGAAAUAACUCUUCAGGGAGUGAAGAGGAAUCGUCGGAGGAAGAGGGACAAUUUGUGUCGGGGAAAAACCCAUUUGCUGCCCUGGCGGGCGAUGACUAGUCAUUAGUAGUUUGUUAUUAAAUUCUACCUAUGCAAAGUUGGUGUUAAAUGUAUCUUCUGUCCUCUGUGACUGAUGCAUGACUUUUGUAUUACUGGUAUAAUGUAUUGUUGAGUUUAGAUAGAAUGAUAUCCAUUUGUUACUCUUUUUUUAAUGAAAGUUUUUAUGAUGCUUUCACUUGUUUUAUUGUCAUUAAAAUCAUGCACUGUAAAACAAA
This is a messenger RNA of Ostrea edulis (European flat oyster), 2022 nucleotides long. Its product is annotated as guanine nucleotide-binding protein-like 1. The record is from RefSeq and is a predicted model, not a curated record. Gene Ontology annotation, molecular function: GTP binding; GTPase activity. The transcript has 13 exons. Lineage: Eukaryota; Metazoa; Mollusca; Bivalvia; Ostreida; Ostreidae. Bases 98 to 1807 code for a protein of 569 amino acids.